UUUAAUUCAAUGUGUGCUGCUUCAAUUCUUUGCGGUAACUCCUCUGCUGUGGAAACGACGGAAGCGCAGUUUUGGAUUUUGGUUUGACUGGCAGAAAGAAAGAAGGAUGGAGUUUCUGACAGGAAACCCGUUUACUACACCGGUGGGCCAGCGAAUAGAAUAUGCAACCAGCUCCAGUCUCCAGUCGGAGGACUGGGCUCUCAACAUGGACAUCUGUGACAUCAUCAACGAGACAGAGGAGGGGCCUAGAGAUUCAUACAAAGCAAUAAAGAAGAGGAUUGUUGGAAACAAGAACUUCAGAGAGGUCAUGCUGGCAUUGACUGUACUGGAAGCGUGUGUGAAGAACUGUGGCCACAGGUUCCAUGUGCUAGUCUCGACCAGGGAGUUUGUUGAGGGGGUUCUUGUCAGGUCCAUCUUACCCAAGAACAAUCCCCCUCUGGUCCUGCAUGACCGGGUGCUCAGCCUUAUACAGGCAUGGGCAGACGCAUUCCGCAGCUCGCCAGCUCUGACGGGCGUGGUCUCUGUGUACGAGGACCUGAGACGGAAAGGGCUGGAGUUUCCCAUGACUGAACUGGACGGAUACUCCCCCAUUCACACUCCAAAUAGGACUGUGCCUGAUAACGGGCCUAUUGUCACUGUAUCUGCUGCACCCUCAUCCCCCAGGCCUGUCCCCAUAUCACCACAGCUUCCUGCAUCCCAACAGAGCGAGCAGAGACCCCUCACCUUCACACCUUAUCAGGUUAAAAAGUUGAAGACCGACCUUGGAGUGGUUCGAGGUAACCUUUCAGUGAUGUCAGAUAUGAUGUCUCAACUGGAUCCAGCAACAGCUAAGCAUUCAGACACAGAGCUGCUUCAGGAGUUGUAUGCAGCAUGUAAAGACAUGCAGGAUAAGAUAAUGGAGCUGGUCCCAAGACUCAGUGAGGAGAAACUGACCGAGGAGCUGCUGGUUGCCAAUGAUGAAAUCAAUGCCACAUUCACUCGCUACCAGAGGUUUCAGAGACAAAGAGCUACACUGCAGAGCCCGACCUACGUCAACCUUAUUGACCUCAGUGCAGCAAUCAAGCCUGGUGUUACAGCUCCCACCCACAGCCAGCUCAGCCGAUCAACAGUUGACACGGUGUCUAGUCAGAUGACAGGACUCCGUAUGAGGGAAUUCGAUGAAUUUGCACAGAACAGGAGCAUCUCACAGACACAACCGAGACCGAGUGAGCGGAAUGAAGGUGUUGCCGACAGUCUGGCUCAAGCACAAAACACCAGAUUACAGAACACUGGAACGGGUGACAGCCCAGACUCCACCCCCCUCAGCUCCACUGCACAGUUUGAUUGGAUGAUGGAAAAGGGAAUGAUUCCUGUGAGUCAGACGUCUGUGAUGGAUGACAUUGAGAAGUGGCUGGAUGUGGACGAGGAGGACGACAUGGCUGAUUCAGAGGGUGUGACAAGUGAGGAGUUUGACAGGUUUCUGGCAGAAAGAGCGAGAGCAGCGGAGCGACUCCCGUCCCUGAAAGCUUCUUCUCGUGACGACAACAACUACCCCGAGUCAUAGGCCAAGCCACAACCUGUCACAUAACCAAUGCCAUUUUCCCAAAUAGUGUGAGAGGACUGAACUGGAUGAAUGUAUGAUUGGCACAUACAGUGAGUAAAUGACUGGUGGGAACAACAACUCCUGACAAUAGGGUUGUGCUACUGACACUCAGGUACACUACAGCACUACUUUAUGUUCAACUCUCCUGGGUUAAGGUCUUUAUCUAGUACGUUUAAUGUAUAUUUUUAUGUUAAGGCUAAAUUAACUUGGACCAAGUGUUUUUAACUUACACUAAAAGAGUGCUUUAUGAUAAGAACUUAAGUCGUCCCGUGCCACUGUAUAUGGAUAUCCAGCAGAGGAGGCUGGUGGGAGGAGCUAUAGGAGGAUUGGCUUAUUAUAAUGGCUGGAAUGGAAUUCAGUGGAAUGGAGUCAAACAUGUGGUUUCCUUAUGUUUGGUACAGUUUCAAUAUUCCAUUCUAGACAUUAUAAUGAGCCCAUCCUCCUAUAGCUCCUACCACCAGCCUCCUCUGGUAUGGCUGCGGAUACAAACAGUUGCACAAUGAUUGAGUUUAAUUCCUGUUACAUUUCUUAGAAGAGAAUGGAAUAUACCCAAUAUUUUCAGAUAAACAUUGAAUGGUGUGCAUUCCAGAAAAUCCAGGCAUGAUAAAUACAAUGUUAGUAGAUUGCAAUAAGCUAUAAUUAGGGGAAAUGAAUUAUGUGAUGCUCAUGAUGAAUCCCAUUUGUAAUACAGGACACUUUUUUAGGAAGAGCAAUACAAACGUAAUUGUUUCUGGAGUACUUGAAGUUUAUCAAAUGUUACACAAUGUCAUGAUGAAUUACUGUAACAUUAAACACAGGUGAAGUCUUAAAGAUAGUUUGUUUUUAU
This is a messenger RNA of Oncorhynchus mykiss (rainbow trout), 2408 nucleotides long. RefSeq names its product target of Myb1 membrane trafficking protein. The record is from RefSeq and is a predicted model, not a curated record. Gene Ontology annotation, cellular component: membrane; endosome. Gene Ontology annotation, molecular function: ubiquitin binding; clathrin binding; phosphatidylinositol binding. Gene Ontology annotation, biological process: signal transduction. Lineage: Eukaryota; Metazoa; Chordata; Actinopteri; Salmoniformes; Salmonidae.